Carassius auratus (goldfish) is the source of this 3676-nucleotide messenger RNA. RefSeq names its product histone H3 associated protein kinase (gene haspin). The record is from RefSeq and is a predicted model, not a curated record. The transcript is spliced from 19 exons. Gene Ontology annotation, biological process: intracellular signal transduction; mitotic cell cycle; protein phosphorylation. Lineage: Eukaryota; Metazoa; Chordata; Actinopteri; Cypriniformes; Cyprinidae. Gene Ontology annotation, cellular component: nucleus; cytoplasm. Gene Ontology annotation, molecular function: histone H3T3 kinase activity; ATP binding. Bases 232 to 3540 code for a protein of 1102 amino acids.
ACUGUUCUCAGGUUUGAACGUAAAGCGGUUCUUCAGUAUGGCCCUUCUCAGUAUUGUUCAUUGGUUCUGUAAUCGAAGACUUCACAUUGUUUGCUUCUACGGCUAUUAAGUAAUCUUCAGAAGCUAUCUACAUGGUGAUAAGUUGUUGAGGUAAUCUCCAUCUGUAAAGAUGGUCUUUUCGGGGACUGUGAGGUGGAAUGUUAAUAGUGACACUGUACAUAAAGAUCCAAAAUGAAUGCAACAGGAAAAAAUGGGCCGGUGUUUAUCAAGACGUACAGUAAACGAAUGCGAAAGGUGGAGCCUUGGUUCUCCCCUGACCUGAAGAAAGCAGCUUUCUCUUUUUCAAGCACCCCCUCAUCAGAUCAGUCCAUAUCAGAAAUCACACAUCCCAAGAAACGGAGAGUAAGAGAACCAGGCUCCCGUGCUGCAAAGAGCAAAGGCAUGGCUGCCGUAAAGGAGAAAGAGAGUGAUGAGGAAAACUACAGGCCGUCUGUAUCAUCCAGAAAAAAGGCAAAUGCAAAACCGUCAGUAAGGACAACAGCUGCGAGAACUCAAACAACAAAGGCAAAACGAAAUAAACAAUUAAUCGUUUUCAGUAGCAGUGAAUAUGAGGAUGACGCCUUGAUGAUGAAGAAUGAAGUCCGUUCUAAAACAUCUGCUGAUGAAUGUGCUGGUUCCAAGAAGGUAUUAGACCCUCCCCAUUUGGGGAGAUUUGUUACACAACGCAAAAGACCACUGGCAACUAUCCAAACUAAGAGGAUAUCUGUUGUUCUUCACCGCACACUAGAUUCCUCAGAUGAGUUCCUCCCUUCAUUCUCCAAAAAUAAGCGUGUUGCAAGCAGAAGGCCAUCUGACAUGGAUAUACAUGACUCAAAGAAUCAAGCUGCUCUCAAGAACCGCAAACGCUCACACAAAUGUGUGGCUCUGGCUGAGGUCUCUUUCAAUGAUAGCGAUGACCAGCAGCUCCCAAGUAAACGUCCCCUGCUAUCAAGCACCCCUUCCCUUGUCUGCAGACAGCUCAAAAACUUACCAGAGCCCUCCAUCAGUGAGAUCUCCUCCCUUAGCUUUGAUGAAAUGCACCAACCUACAGAAAACAACAACAGCCUUCAUAGUUUGAAGAGUGUCAGAGUUUGUGAGCACACAGCACAGGAGAAGACAAGUCAACAGCUCCCAAACCCAGGCAUCUCUUCUGGAGAGAGAGUGAUGGAGCGGAUGGAGGGAGAAGAGGAAGCGGUUGUGGAAGAACGAACCGGGGAUGGAGAGAGGGAUCAGGUAAAAGAAGGAUGUGCAGAGGCCAUGCCUGCACAGCCAAGCACAAGUUUUGGAUGUGUGUCACCACAGUCACACACAAAAUCUUUAACAGAUGAGCUAAAAAAGAGGUGUCGCACAGUGGAUGUAACCAUUAAGCUCAAAAAAACAGAUGUCUCAGACAUGGUACAAAGCUUCAGCAGGAAAGGGGAAGAGAAGAUUGCUUCAGUUUGUUUGGAGUCCUCUGUGGCAGCAACCACUCAGAACAGCAAAACCUAUGUAACCUUAUCAUCCAGCUUCUCUUCAAUUUCCAAAUCAUCACUCUAUAUCUCCUCCUCAAGUUCUCUUUCCACUUCCCCUUUUCCUGGAGCAGUUUGCUCAAACCAGUCCCUCACUGGGCGUCUUAAAGCUGAAUGUCUGUUAUCUUCCCUUGCUGUCAGAAUUCCACGUCUUGACUUGGGUGCAUAUCCUUCUGUCCACCAGGGGCCAACAAAAGCACCCUGCUCCGAGUCCCCAUACACCUGUCACAGGGAAAGUGCCACCUCUCCACCUUAUAAGGAGACAGGGAAUAUUAUCCUAAACAGUCUAGUAAAUAAUAGGACUCCCCGUAAUGCUGAAGCAGUUGUUCAAAAUUUGUCAGCAUCCUUCCAGCUACCUCCGGUCUCUCCACCUUCCUCUGCAGCUCCUAGCAAAACACGACCACCUGCUGUGCCUAAAGAACGCACAGGUGCUGGUUCUGGCACCGGUCGUAAAGUUUGCGUGAGUGGACUUAAUGUCAGCCGCUGGUCAAAGAGGGGUACUGGAGAAUUCAAUGGAAAGCGCAAGAGAAAGGAAGGAAGAAAAAAAGCUGUAUCAGGAGACUACAGUUCCUGUGGCAGCAUGUUGUCUGCUGGAGCUGACACUUGUGCAGGGGACUCAACAUGGGGCUGGCAGCAGGGCACCAGUGGGAUUGGUCUGGCUGUGACACCUCUCAGAAUGGAGCAAAUGAAUCUGUCUUCCAUCCUGGCCAACUUCACUCCUGACACAAUCACAACACACUCCUGGGGCCGACUAAAGGCAGCACUGUCCCUGCAUAAGAAGAAAACUGCAUUCCCCACCCCUCGACGCCUGGUUCAGUCUCAUUUGAAGUCCCCGGGCUCUAGGUUUCCAGCUGAAAACAGUCUAGACUUGUUUGGUUCCCCUGUCUGCACACCAUCCAGAUUCACACCUUCACGUAUGCUCCGGUCCACCAUGAACACCCCCAUGAUUUCAUAUGAUGAAGAUAUAAGUGAUGCAGAAAAAGUGUAUCAGGAAUGUCAGCAGAGCGGCCCACUUUCCUUCAGUGACUGCAUCCCUCCAUCUCGCAUGAAACACUGCAACAAGAUCGGAGAAGGGACGUUUGGAGAGGUCUUCUCAACCAUAAAUGAGUCCAACGAGACUGUUGCUCUCAAAAUCAUCCCAGUAGAAGGUAGUCAGCAGGUCAAUGGUGAACACCAGAAAACAUUUGGCGAAAUCCUCCAUGAAAUCAUCAUUUCCAAGGAGCUGAGCAGCCUUAACACGAAGGAGUUUAACAAGACAGAUGGUUUCAUUGGGCUCAACAAUCUACAUUGUGUUCGUGGAUGCUAUCCGGAAGCUCUGCUCAAAGCCUGGGACAAGUUUGACCGCCUGAAGGGAUCUGAGAAUGACAGACCUGAUUUCUUUGAAGACGAGCAGCUGUUUUUAAUCCUGGAGUUUGAGUUUGGAGGGAGUGAUCUAGAGAACAUGAAUGGAAAGCUAUCUUCUAUGGUCCAGGCCAAGAGUGUUCUACAUCAAGUUACUGCAGCUUUGGCUGUAGCUGAGCAAGCACUGUGCUUUGAACACAGAGAUCUUCAUUGGGGAAACAUCCUGGUGAAGAACAUUAAGCACAAGCACAAUGAGUUUAUUCUGAAUGGAACCGUGCAUUCCAUAGAGACACGAGGGGUUCACGUCAACGUUAUCGACUACUCACUCUCACGCCUGGAGAUUGAUGGACUGACGGUGUCAUGUGAUAUAUCUAAUGAUGAGGAGUUGUUUAUGGGUCAAGGAGAUUAUCAGUUUGAAAUCUACCGUCUAAUGAAGAAAGAAAACAAUAACUUCUGGUCCAACUAUAAUCCUCAUUCUAACGUGUUGUGGCUGCACUAUCUGGCUGAUAAACUGUUGAGCAUUAAAUACAAGAGCAAAGCCCAGAGCAACCAGCAGAGGACAUUGAAGAGCGCCCUCAAAUCUUUCCAGUCGGAGAUACUCAACUAUCCGUCAGCUACAGAAGCUCUUAUGAACUGCAAAUUAUUUCAGUGAAACAUUUCUGUUUUAAUUAACACGAUAGAUAGACCUGUAUAUUUCGAAAUGUCUAGUCCAGGGGACAGUAUUAUGAUUUUCUGUAAAAAGAUAUUAAAAACAAAUAAAGAAAAUAUGCAAUCAUGCAAUUUAAAAA